Arachis duranensis is the source of this 1363-nucleotide messenger RNA. Its product is annotated as light-induced protein, chloroplastic. The transcript is spliced from 3 exons. Bases 173 to 1105 code for a protein of 310 amino acids. Lineage: Eukaryota; Viridiplantae; Streptophyta; Magnoliopsida; Fabales; Fabaceae. The record is from RefSeq and is a predicted model, not a curated record.
AGUCUGAUACUAAUCAAAAUCGUUGGUUGUGAUUUCCUCUUUUAACUCCUCUUCCUUCUCUCCCUUUCUUAUAACUCUUCCCUUCCUUCAAUCUCUUCUCAUCCAACAAUAAACACUCCAAAUUGAAACUCAUCACUGAAAACCAACCAAAACAACAACAACAACAACAACAAUGGCUUCUUCUUCCUCACUUUCUCAGCUUCGAUGCAGAAACCUCUCCUGCUCCAUCGCCCCUAUCCCCUCCUCCUUCCGCCUCGUUCCCACUCCUUCCAUUCUCCAUCUCGGAGUAUUCACCAAGCCCGUCGGAAAGCCCAUCGUCGGGGUCUCUUCGGAUGCCCCGAGGGCGGUGUUCUGCGUGAGAGCCGUUACGAACGAGGAGGAGGGCGGUUAUUCGGGAGUGGCGGUUGUGGAGGAGACGGAGGCUGGGCGGCUGAAGAAGGCGCUGGUGGAUUCGUUUUACGGGACUGAUCGUGGAUUGAAGGCUUCCAGCGACACGAGAGCUGAGAUUGUUGAGCUUAUCACUCAGCUCGAGGCAAAGAAUCCUACCCCUGCUCCCACCGAUGCGUUGACUCUCCUCAACGGAAAAUGGAUCCUCGCGUAUACCUCCUUUGCAGGGUUGUUCCCGUUGUUGUCAAGCGGAACACUUCCAUUGGUGAAGGUAGAGGAAAUAUCUCAGACCAUUGAUUCCGAGAGUUUCACCGCCCAAAACUCCGUUCGCUUUGCCGGUCCCUUGGCCACCACCUCCAUCAGCACAAAUGCAAAAUUUGAAGUCCGCAGCCCAAAACGUGUUCAGAUCAAGUUUGAGGAAGGGGUCAUUGGCACUCCACAGUUGACAGACUCAUUGGUUAUACCAGAAAAUGUGGAAUUCUUGGGGCAGAAGAUUGAUCUCACACCCUUCAAGGGCAUACUCACCUCUGUCCAAGACACAGCAUCUUCUGUCGCAAGAACUAUCUCCAGCCAGCCUCCGUUGAAGUUCCCGAUCUCCUACAGCAACGCUCAGUCGUGGUUGCUCACCACCUACCUGGACGAUGAACUUCGCAUCUCCAGGGGUGACGGUGGUAGUGUCUUUGUUCUUAUCAAGGAAGGAAGCUCUCUCUUGAGCUGAAGCUUGUUUCUUUGCAUGUUCGCCAUUAUUAUCGUCACUAUAUAUAUAAUAAGAAAUUUGUAUGAGAAAGGAAAGCCUUAGUGUUGUGGCAUCGUAUGUUUUAUCUUAAAUUUGUCAUCCUUGAUGUAAUAAGGAUGUAAAGUACUGUUAAUGAUAUAACUUAGUUUAGAGUUGGGUUCAAGAUCCAAUCUGGUUCUGCAUCAAUAUUGUCCCUGACGAACUAAGGAUAUAAAAUCUCUAUUUUUGUGGAUUUACCAA